AGUUACAUUCUCCUGUGGUUGCCGUAAACAGUGGUCGCUCUCCUCUCUGCUGCAAGGGAAUCAACCUGAGGCAACAUGAAUCCUCGGCUUGUACGACUCCUGCCACGGGGCCUGCUGAGGCUCCUGCUGACUGUGCUUCUUCAGGGUGUCGGGAAGAAUAACUUCGAUGACUCAGCUACUUUGUUUUCUGCCUACGACUUUAUCAUUGUGGGUGCUGGAUCUGGUGGCAGCGUGGUGGGAUCACGAUUGGCGGAGGUCGAGGGCUGGCGGGUCCUCGUGCUCGAGGCAGGGGCCCCAUCGCCUCUUGAGGCACAGGUUCCGGCUUACAACCUAUUUCUGAUGCAAAGUGAGGUUGAUUGGAACUAUUUCACCACUCCACAGCACCACGGUCUCCUUGCUUACACCAACAGAUCAUGCCCAUACCCUUUGGGACGUGCUGUAGGCGGCUCGUCAGCUAUAAACUGGAUGAUGUACGUGCGCGGCAACAGGCGGGACUAUGACUCUUGGGAGGCGCAAGGCAACCCAGGAUGGAGUUACCAAGAGGUGCUGAAGUACUUCAAGAAAGCUGAGGACUACAGGGGCAAACGAAACAUCGAGACAGCACAGUUCCAUGGACAGGGUGGACCCAUGGGUGUGGAGGACAAGAGGUGGUGGACACCAUUACUAGAUGGCUUCCUCCGAGCAGGGGAGGAGCUUGGAUACAAGGUGAUCGACCCAAAUGGCCCAGAACAGAUUGGCUUCAGUGUGGCUGACAUGACUCAUCGCAACGGCCGCCGCGAUUCGGUGGCAGAGGCUUAUCUUACUCCGGCAGGCAGACGAGGGAACCUACACGUUGUGUCCAACGCUUUUGUCACACAGAUCCUCUUCAGCAGCAGCAGGCGCGCUGAAGGGGUCCGCUUUGAACAUCGCGGCAAGGUCAGGACGGUUCAGGCAAGUAAGGAAGUAAUAUUGUCUGCUGGGGCUGUUGGAACGCCAAAAUUGCUGAUGGUGUCAGGCGUGGGACCGGCUCGCCAUCUCCAUCACCACGGGAUCCCUGUCAUGGCCGACGUGCCAGGAGUGGGGAAAAAUCUGCAUGACCAUCCCUCCAUCUUCGGCCUGACGUGGACGGUGCGGAAAGGGUCUGCCAGCAGGAUCACCACAUUGGCCAAUCCACUCUUUUUCAAGGACUAUGUUUACAACAGGAAAGGUCCCCUUACAAGUCCGUUCUCUUUGGAAGGUAAUGCAUGGAGUCGCUCGGAAGAGGGCGACCCAGAUUGGCCAGAACUACAGUACCUGUUUAUAUCUGGCGGACCGGCGAUGGAUUAUGGUCUCUUCAUCACAGAUCUUAUAGGCUUCAGGAGAGACUUUUUUGCGAGGUACUACAAGUCUGUGCUUGGGCGGGAGACCUUCAACAUCGGACCCAUGUUAACUCGCCCGAAGAGUCGAGGGUCAAUUCGCCUCAGGUCAAGUGAUCCUCGAGAUUCUCCCCUUAUUGAUCCCAACUUCCUUAGUCAUCCGGAUGAUGUGAGAACAUUCAUAAGAGGCAUUAAGUUUGUGCUGGCCAUCGCCAACACGUCUGCUCUGAGAAUUCGCUUCGACGCCACUUUUCAUGAUCAGGUACUCCCUGGUUGUGAGGAACAUGUGUACGGUUCGGACGCAUACUGGGCCUGCUACACGAGGCACAUGGCUCAGACUACUUACCAUCCCGUGGGCACCUGCAAGAUGGCGCCGCCCUCAGAUCCUAGCGGCGUCGUUGAUCACAGACUGAAAUUACGGGCUGUGGCGGGGUUGCGGGUUGUGGACGCCUCCAUCAUGCCUACCAUUGUUUCAGGCAACACAAACGCUCCGGUGAUCAUGAUCGCAGAGAAGGCAGCAGAUAUGAUUAAAGAGGACUGGACAGAAAAGUAGUCGAAAUUCCUUCAGCCAAAGCCAAUGAAUAUUUCCUCUUGUUGCCACCACGGAACGAGAUUUCUUUGCAUCAGUUUGUAUAGCCUUGCAGGUAUUCAGGAACUCAAAAUAAAUUUUAUUCAUUUAUUUUCAGUUGUUAAUUUAUAAAGAUGGCAAUGAAUUUCUAGGAUAUAUAUAAAAAAAAAAAAAAGAAAGACCAGGAGAAAUCAAAAUCGUUUUCGAAGUUCACAAAUCAAGAAUUGCAAGAUAUGUUCUUAUUCAUCACUUCAGGAAAACAUAUGUAUAUAUUUGUAACGUAGUUAGAAUGUCUUAGUUUGAGAUUGGUGAAUGUGUUUGCAAAAACUCAGUGUCAAGUACAAAGAAAGAUUUUUUGCUAUCGUAACGUACGCCGAACACUUGCCCAA
Scylla paramamosain (green mud crab) is the source of this 2291-nucleotide messenger RNA. RefSeq names its product glucose dehydrogenase [FAD, quinone]-like. NCBI's taxonomy places the organism in Eukaryota, Metazoa, Arthropoda, Malacostraca, Decapoda, Portunidae. Gene Ontology annotation, molecular function: oxidoreductase activity, acting on CH-OH group of donors; flavin adenine dinucleotide binding. Bases 76 to 1887 code for a protein of 603 amino acids. The transcript has 14 exons. The record is from RefSeq and is a predicted model, not a curated record.